Ixodes scapularis (black-legged tick) is the source of this 3111-nucleotide messenger RNA. RefSeq lists its product as uncharacterized. The transcript has 7 exons. Lineage: Eukaryota; Metazoa; Arthropoda; Arachnida; Ixodida; Ixodidae. The record is from RefSeq and is a predicted model, not a curated record. Gene Ontology annotation, biological process: proteolysis. Gene Ontology annotation, molecular function: zinc ion binding; metallocarboxypeptidase activity. Bases 422 to 1597 code for a protein of 391 amino acids.
AUGCAUUUUAAGCAGUUCACGCAGUUCUACCGAUAGCGUGGAGAGGACCAAGCUGGGCCAAGUUCGUCAUGCAAGGAGCGCAAGGAAGCCGAUGAACUUCCAAGUCAAAACUCCGCGCAACUGCAACAUCUGCAUCGUCAGCGACAUUUCAAAAUGGCGCUGCGCAGUAGUUUUUGUUGUCGUGUCCGGGGUUUCCGGCCUUUCCGGCUGUGAAAAGGUUUUUCUUUUUUAUCGCAUCCUUUUUCAACGAAAAGCUCCUACCAUUCCACUUAAUCUAGUCCACGCAAUCAACUCGACAUGCUGCCGCGCGUGGCACCAGUUCUUCUUUCCCUGAAGCCCCACCAUAGCGGCGGCGACUACCGACUCAGUCCCCGGGUGCCCCGGGUUUGCCAGCCCUCUGAGUGCUGACAAGUCGUCCAGCAUGUGGCGAUUCGCGUCGCUCGUCCUGUGCUGCUUCGCGGUCACGUCCGGCGCCUUCGCUCCCGACUACGCCGCCUACCACAACCUGUCAAGCGCGUACCGGCGCGUCGGCGCGCUGGCCGACGCCUUUCCCGGUUUCGUACGCGUGGACCAUUCGUUCAAGUCGAGGAACGGACUUUCUCAGCUGCUGGUGCGGCUGUCCAACUUCUCUGACAGCAGCCACGCCGCAGGGCCACACGUCCAGUCGUUCAAGGUAAAAGCGUUGCUAUCUUAUGGAGAGAGCGCUCGUGAGCUUCUACCCGUGGAGAGCAUCCUCCACUUCCUGCGACGCGUCUUGCGAGGUCUGGGGGCCCCGAAAGACAGCGCCGAAGAGGCGUUCAGCCGGGUGCUUUUCUCCAAGGUCGACCUCUACAUAGUCGUCCUGCUGAACCCAGACGGGCGGAACCAUGUUGAGCGCACCGGCGACCACUGUUGGAAAGGCACCGGCACGGGGGCCAACCUCGGCACGGCGUUUGGACUGGACGUCGAACAUUCUCUCAGAGAGCCAGAGUGUAACAUUCUGCUCAACCUGACAAAAACCCAAGCAUUCGACGCCUUCAUAUCUUUUCACUCGGGGCGUCGGGAAAUCCAUCUACCCCUAACAGGCUUUCGGUCCAAGAAGGCGGGGUCAAGCCCGGCCAACAUGGAGGCUAUGGCCGUGCUUGCCGGGGCCAUGGCGGAGUCAGUGCAGCCCCAUCUGGCACGGGAUGAACGAACCAAUCGCGCGGCUAGAUUUUCCGUCGAGGGAACCGCCUUCAACUUCAUGGCCGCCGUCAGAAAGAUUCCGUUCUCUCUCGCCGUUCAUCUCUGGGGAGAUGGCCGUGACCUUGGACCAGACUGCUUCGCUCACUUCAACCCGUCUAGCGGCUCGCUGCAGAAAACGCUGGAGGGCCUUCAUCCCUUGUACCAAAAGAUGUUCCUUCUCUUGAUUGCUUGGAAGGCAAAGCAGAUGUCGCUAGCAUUCAACAGUGAGCACGACAGUCCCUCGUCGACGAUGUACCUGCUGAUGCUGGCAGCCGCCGUAGUUGUGACGCUGCUCUUCGUCUGUCAGCACCGGUUCCCGAACCCGAUGCGCCUCAAUCCCCGCAGGCGCGUCAUCAGCCUCAAGAGCCCGAGUUCCAGCCUCCACGUCAGCUGACAGCAACCCCCUACGACCGACCGGCACGGAACAGCACUCACUCUUGUCAGACGAUGGUGCUGAUCUUGUUCGAGGACAACAGAAGUGCCACCAUGUUUUGCCUUUAUACGUCGAGCAGUGGCCGCAAACUCUGGUGAAACGAGCGUUGGCAUAUUUUAAAGGGUGUCAACUGAGAACAGCGAUCAGCGUUUUUUAGCGGCACAAAAUUGAACUAUGCAUCGCCGAAAGUUCUUACUUUCUGGCUGGGUGUAGUGCCGUUGCUUGGGAUAGGACGAAAGACUUUCAGAGCUUGGCUGUUGUCUGAUUCAAGAAUUAGAAGCUUUUCCAAAAAUUUUCAGUGAGAAAACGCUGGCUAGCGGAGGCUCGCAAUGUCUUCGACUAAAUACUAAAACCGUUUACUUGCGAAAGAUUUCUGAAAAUUGUUUCCAACUUUUGAAUUAAGCAGCAUUCUGAGUCCUUGAACUUUGUCGUCCUUUCCCAACCUCCUGCGCUACAUUUGUGCAGGGUGUGGGCUCUCAAUGAUGCAUAGUUUAGUUUUGCACCGCAAAAAACACUGUUUGCUUUUUUAUUUCCGACAUCCUGCACUUUAGGAAAAGAAAGGACAAGCCCUGCGCAUCUGCUUUCCGACACUGCAUGUGAAUGACUAAUUGUUGUGACUCGCUGGAGGUGACUGGCUAUGUGUCUAUCCAAGAACAGGUGCUGCAUUUGCAGACGUGUUGAUCAUCCUCUCAUUUCUCUCUGUGGCGUGUCGCUAUCGUUGCAAUUUGGAGCAUGGGAUGACUCCAUUGUUAUGUCUGCCACCUGAUUUGCUUGUCACCUUCUGUAACUCGUAAUGAUUGGACUCUUCACAUGCACUAUUGGAGAGUAGAUGCAUAGACUUCCUCUAUGAAAGGCUUGGAAGUGUUGAAGAGGAGCUAUUUUAUUACCUAUCUUUGUCGUCUCCUGUAUACAGUAUAUAUCAGCUCAGCAUUGCAAGGUGUCCUUCGGUUUUAUUCCAGCCUUUCUCUCCUCACUCUUCGGCCUUAGAAUCGGUGCCUUUUAUCUCGUAACUCCAUGAUUCCCUGGCAUGCCGAUUCAUCGUGUUCACCAGCUUGCACGCUCUCUAGUGCAAAACUCAGACUCCCAUUUUUGCUCGAGUGUAAAGAUCAAUUUUUCCAAGGGGACGUCUUGGGUUGUAUGGGCUCAUGUGACAAGCUGUAAUUCGGCAGAGGCUGAAAUUAAGCCACCAUGCUCAUGCAGCCUAGGAUAGAAACUGAAAAAUGUCUGUCUUCGAGAUCUUUGUCUAACUUGGGUUCUCUCACGAAUCUCCCAGGAACGAAUCAAAACAUGUUAAGAAAGCACCUUGAUGAUGCGUAAAGUGACGCUGUAGAGCAGCCUUGCGAUCAGAGGAGUUUGAGAGGUGGUAGCACAAAUCAUGCAUGACUUUAUGGUGAUUGUGUGUUGGUUCUAGUCAUGGUGACUGCUCUCAAGACUGAUUUUGAUGAAAUAAAAAUAUACUGUACAUUGAAAACAAC